Messenger RNA from Tetranychus urticae (two-spotted spider mite), 7072 nucleotides. RefSeq names its product low-density lipoprotein receptor-related protein 1B. Gene Ontology annotation, cellular component: plasma membrane; signaling receptor complex. NCBI's taxonomy places the organism in Eukaryota, Metazoa, Arthropoda, Arachnida, Trombidiformes, Tetranychidae. Gene Ontology annotation, molecular function: low-density lipoprotein particle receptor activity; protein binding; calcium ion binding. The record is from RefSeq and is a predicted model, not a curated record.
AACCAUAGAGAUGACAAAUUAUGAUUUAAUUGUGUUCAUAAAUUAAUCAAAGUUCAUGCUUUUCAAUAUUGUAAUCCUUUUGCGAUUUCUCUCACCACUCAUUGCUUUAUCACCCAGAAUGUUAUCAACUUAGAAACCUUGUUUUUGUUAAAUAAAUAGUCGCUUUCUCGCCUAGUUUUCAACGGCAAUCAAAGGUAAUUGUACCUGUCUGGGCAGAAUUACAUUCACUUUUCCCUUAAAAUACCAAUCUAAAGGAGUUUUGCUCAGUAAAAUAUUUUCUCUGUAAUCUUCAAUAAUUUAUCCUAAGAAGAAGCUUGUGAGCAAGUCCAAGGCAAAACAGUUGCAUCCUCCUCAAAAUCUUGUCAAAAAUAACAUACUUUGGUGUUGUUGUUUUUUAAUUGUUACUCAAAAUGAUAUCAAUUUUAAUGUAAUCUAUCAAUAGAAUUUGAUUUUUUAUUCAUCCUUUACCCAUUUGGAUAAUAACACCAGAUGUUUGUAAUGGUGUCAAAGUUUAAUCUUUUGAAAUAAUUUCAUCUGGCAUCUUUUGAGAUCAAUCUGUGCUUUUUUCAGUUCUUUUACUCUCUUUUCCACUCUCUCUCUUCUCUGUGUCUCAGUCUGGUCAACCACAAAAUCUCCAAUACAGUUGUGUCAAUCAGCUGGGAACGAAUGUAUCUAUUGACUAUAUUGUUAGUGAUUAGUACAUCACUAUCGUGUUUGGCUCAAACUAGUGCUAGCUUGUCAACAAAAGGACCAGUGGAAUCAGUUCAACCAUCAAUUCAAGUCAAUAGCUCCGAAGUUACAUCAACUAAUUUUAGUGACUAUAAUGAGACCAUUUCAACUACACCAUUAUCAUCAACUACAUUUAUUAAUCAAGCAAAUACCGAAGACGAUGGUGACUUGAAAACAUCAACAAAUUACAGUGGUUACGAUAAUGGAAUUGUGAUCGCUUCACCGAAGCCAGCAACAGUUUUACCUAAUCCCUGUGGAAAUCAUAACGGAAACUGUUCCGACAUUUGUCUCGAUUUAGGAAACGGAACUCGUAGAUGUGGCUGUAACUAUGGCGUUUUAUCUUCUGAUGACCUGUCUUGUGAAGCGCCAGAUUCUUUUGUUGUCUUCGCACGAGCCCUUCAGCUUGAAUUUUAUCCUAUCGACGACAGCGUUAAUCGAGCACCUCCUUAUCCACCUAUUACCGAUGCCAACUAUAUGAAAAAUGUGAUUGCUGUCACAUUCGAUUAUGAAAAUAAACGAUUAAUCUAUUCUGAUAUUAAAAGUGCUACCAUCAAUAGUGUUUUCUUCAAUGGAACUGAUUUCAGGGUUAUUGCAACAAAUCAAAGUAAUGUCGAAGGCUUGUCUCUUGACCGUCAAACAAGUGAUUUAUGGUGGACAAGUAACAAUGAUUCUUCUAUUUAUCGACUUAACUUAAAAAUAGCAAGAUAUCCACAAAAAAUUAUUGAUCUCGGACCUGAAGAUAAACUCAGAGGAAUCGCCGUUCAUGGCUGUAGAUAUUUUGUUUAUUGGGCCAAUUGGAAUCCUAAUGCGCCAGCUAUCCAACGAGCUUAUCUAUCGGGAUAUAAUAUUACUUCCAUUAUAACUACAGGAAUUAAGAUGCCUAAUGCUGUCACUAUUGAUCAUCAGCUUCAAAAAUUAUACUGGACCGAUGCUCGAUUAGACAAGAUAGAGAGAUGUGACUUAGAUGGAACUAACCGCGCUAUUAUUAUUUCCAAGACUCCUAAACAUCCAUUCGCUGCAGCUGCUUAUGGUUCAUUUAUCUUUUGGACUGAUUGGGGUGGUCAAGGAGUUUACCGUGCUGAUAAACUGUUUGGCAAUGAUGUUAAAGCGAUACUGACCAAAAUCAAUAACCCAAGAGGAAUAGCGGUGGUUGCUAAAGAUUCUGAUGACUGUUUAAAAAAUCCUUGUGGUUUCAUUAAUGGAGGCUGUUCUGAUAUUUGUUCGGUUUCUCUUAACAUGACAGUUCAAUGCAGUUGUUUUGAAGGUCGUACUCUUCUAGAUGGCCAUCGUUGUAUGAAUAAUCGAACAGCAGAAGCAAAGUGUAAUUCGACUCAGUUUGAAUGUGAUGAUGGUGUUUGUAUUCCUUAUGAGCUGACUUGUGAUUUAAUUAGUCAUUGCGUAAAUGGAUCUGAUGAAAGCCUCAAAUUGUGUGCCAAUCGAGAUUGUCCAUUUGAUUUUUACCGCUGUAUCAACGGCAAAUGUAUUCGUGAUGCUAUGCUUUGUGAUGGAAAAAUUGAUUGCCCCGAUGGAGGUGAUGAAGCAAAUUGUAGUUGCUCUGGAGACAUGUUUAAAUGUCCAGGAGGACCUUGCAUUCCUGCAAGUCGUAGAUGUGAUAGAGAUGCUGAUUGCCCUGAUAUCAGUGAUGAACUUGAUUGUCCACCACCAGACUGUGAGAUCUACAAACAAAGUAUUAGUUUUAAUGAAAACGCAGAAUUUAUUCGCUGUAAUCGUACUCCCAUAUGUAUCCACCCUGAAUGGAUUUGUGAUGCCCAAAAUGACUGUUUAGAUUGGUCUGAUGAGGCCAACUGUGCCCCUAAAUAUAAUAACUCUAACGGUACUUGUGACCCUAAUUGGUUCCAAUGUAAAACUGGACUGUGUAUCCCAAAAGCCUGGAAAUGUGACCGAGAUAAUGAUUGUGUCAAUGAAAAUACGACAGUUACAUCUGACGAACAAGAUUGUACUUAUAAAUGUCACGACGAUCAAUUUCAGUGCAAUAAUCAAGAUUGUAUUCCAGCUGACUGGAAAUGUGAUGGACACAAUGAUUGUCAAGAUAAUAGUGAUGAAAAUCCUGAAGUUUGUAGUUCAAAAGUUUGUCCUCAUGACUAUUUCAACUGUACCUCUGGUCAAUGUAUCCCUCUUUAUUGGGUUUGUGACGGAGAAAUUGAUUGCCAUGAUGCUAAUGGAAGUGAUGAAAAUUUGCCGGAAGGCUGUAACUUUCAAAAAUGUAAACCCAAUGAAUUUUCAUGUAAAAACCAUCAAUGUAUUUUGAAAAAGUUCUACUGCGAUGGCGAUGAUGAUUGUGGAGAUAAAUCUGAUGAGCCACCAAACUGUCGAUCGUCAAAGUGUCUUUCUGACCAGUUUGAGUGUAUGAAUAAAAAGUGUAUACCUAAACUUUGGAUCUGUAAUGGCGUCCCAGAUUGUCCGGAGGGAUCAGAUGAGAGUGACGAUCUCUGUAGAAAUAACAAUAAGACAUCGAAUCUUUGCCCUGCCGAUAAUUUCCAAUGUGCGAACGGAAAUUGUGUUUUACCAGAUGUUCUUUGUGAUGGAAAAAAUAAUUGUGGGGAUUAUUCAGAUGAGAAUAAGUGCAACGUUAAUGAGUGUCAAUGGAGACAAUCGGACUGUUCACAAAUCUGUGAAGACAUGCCCAUUGGUUAUAAAUGUAGCUGUCAUGCAGGUUUUGAGGCUAUUGACGGUGGUAAGAUCUGUAAAGAUAUUGACGAAUGCAAAGUUGAUCGCCCGUGCUCUCAAAUUUGUCGAAAUACGUAUGGAUCAUAUAGCUGUUCCUGUGUUCCAGGCUACUAUUCAGCCAAUAAUGGCUCCUCUUGUAAAGCUAAUUCCGAUAUCGAGCCAUAUUUAUUGUUUGCUGACAGAUAUUCUAUUGCUUAUUCUGAUCUUAAGGGUCACAAUCUACGUUUAAAAGUCCACAAUUUAACAAAUGCAAUUGGUCUUGAUUUCGAUUGGGAAGAAAAAUGUAUAUACUGGUCUGAAGUCUCUCAAGCUGGAAGCAGCAUAAAUAAAGCCUGCUCUAAAGAUCAUAAUGAUACUCUGUUACCACCAUCUUCAGUUGUAAAAAUUCAUACAGUUCAUAUUCAAAGUCCUGAUGGGCUUGCUGUUGACUGGUUUGCCAAAAAUCUCUAUUGGAGUGACAAAGGUAGAAGAACUAUCGAAGUUUCCAAGCUGGACGGUAGUUUUAGAAAAAUCCUUCUCAAAGAUGAUCUUCAAUUACCAAGAGCAAUCGCUUUAGAUCCUAGUGAGGGUUACAUGUAUUGGACUGACUGGGGGGAAAAUCCUUAUAUCGGUAAAUCUGGAAUGGAUGGCAGUAAUUCAUUCCGAUUAAUUAACGAGUCUCUUGGAUGGCCAAAUGCUUUGACUAUCGAUUAUAUCACUCGUGAGUUGUUCUGGGCUGAUGCCAAAGAAGAUUAUAUUUCAGUUUCUAACCUAGAUGGAUCCCGCCGACACAUCAUUGUUCAUAAAGCAAACUCCCGCUUCAUUAGCCGAGUGUUUGCAAUCACACUUUUCGAAGAUUAUCUCUAUUGGACGGAUUGGGAAAGACACACCAUUGCCAUGUGUCACAAGUACCACUGUAAUAGUAGCUCUAAGGUCUUAUCUUUAAGUGAGAGACCCAUGGAUAUCCAUAUUUAUCACCCUUUCCGACAGAUAAAUCCUAAAUUUGAAAAUCCUUGCAACUUACUCAACUGUUCAGGGCUUUGUCUCCUUCGGCCUGGAUUAACUCAUCAAGCAGUUGGAGUUUGUUCGUGUCCAGAUGAUCAUGUUUUGGGUCCCAAUGGACGUUCUUGUAUUAGCAACUGUUCAGAUAGUCAAUUCCGCUGUAAAAGAACAAUGAAAUGUAUCAGCAAAAAAUGGGUCUGUGAUAAACAUGAUGACUGUAAGGAUGGCUCUGAUGAGCCCGAGCAAUGUAAACUAAGCUCAUGUGAAACAGGCUUUUUCACUUGUCGAAACGGCUCUUGUAUUCCUGUUAAUCAAUUUUGCGAUGGCAUCUCACAGUGUUCUGAUGGCUCUGAUGAAGAAUGCGGCCAUAAUCUAAUUGAUCGAUGCGCAGAAUGUACAAUUGAAGGCUGUAAGUCCAUUUGUCUAAAUGGCGGAUCUUGUUAUAUGGAUGAACAACAGGCUAAAUGUAAUUGUCAAAAUGGUUACAACGGAUCCAGAUGUGAAUACAACAUAUGUAAUUGUAAAAACGGAGCAACAUGCUUGGCCUCCGGUGGGGAAGGAAAAUGUAUAUGUUCUCCAGGUUUUACUGGAAAACUGUGUGAAACAGUAACUGAUCCUAAAUGUGACAACUUUAUCUGUCUCAACGGCGGCUACUGUAUGGUUAAAGACGAUUUACCUUAUUGCGAAUGUCCAGCAGGCUGGAAAGGAUCUAAAUGUGAAAAAGUUAAAACUGGUGAUGAAAUCUGUGAUCAUUAUUGUCUCAAUAGUGGAAAUUGUACAUUUACAGGAGGUCAUUUUCCUCCUAGUUGUAGAUGUCCUGCGGGUUGGAUUGGUCCUCGGUGUCAAAUUGCAGAAGGAUGUAAAGGUUUUUGUUUAAAUGGAGGUCUCUGUAAACUUACUUCUGAUCCGCUAAAGACUCCUUAUUGCAUUUGUCCACCUUUAUCUGAAGGGAAACGAUGUGAAAAAGCUAGAUCUUCAUCUACGGCUGGACCUGGUUCAAUCCCUAGAAAUUAUCGUCAAACACCAGACUGGAAAGUUGCCAUGACGGUGAUAACUAUCUGUGUAGUUGUCGUAACUCUUGUUUUCUUGAUCAUGUUUGGUUUGAGAAUUCGUGCCAGAAGUCGAGCUUUCAUGCACCAAAGAAUUGAUGAAUCCGCUGCUAACCUUGAAAUCAGCAACCCAAUGUUUGGUGAUGAUGUAGAAGAUGAUUGCUAUACAACAGAGCAUCCUACUCAAACUUUCUCUCUUAAAUCUGAGGAUAAAAGCAAAAAUUUCAGUAAUCCUAUGUAUGAAUUUCAACAAACUAUUGAUGAAGAGAAGCGUAAUCUUUUGGUUGAAAAGAAUGACAUGACUGAAUUUCCUAAAGAUGAACUUAAUGGUGAAAGCAAUGGAGUUAUUGGUGAUGGUUUACCUGGUAAUAGCCGUAAAACAUUCAAAUCAGACUCUUGAGAUUGAGCUUUUCUUCUUUCCGAGCUCGUUGUUCCUGGUCAUUUUAAAACAACCAAAGAAAUUUUAGAUACCAAGCUGAGUGAUCCUCUAUAUGUUGGUUAAUUACUUAUGAUUUAGCUUUCUUUCCUGCAUCAAGGAUAAUUUUUGUUGUGAUAUAUGUCAAUAACUCCUGCCACUUGUUGAUUCGCACCCAGUCAACCAUUGGUUAACAAAUUUUUCUGCAUUUUUUCACCUGCUCUUAUGGAAUUAACUAGUUACAAAUAACGAAAGGCCUAACCAUCAUCUCCGUUUUCAAAGUCCAAUCAAACCUUGUGAAACAAAAUUUCUCUGUUUCUAAUUCAUUUUAGUCACAGAUUAUCUCAUCAAGAUAAGAAAAGCUAACCAGAUCAAUGACUACAAUGUUCUAGUUUUCUGCAAUUUAUAACAUACUUAAAUGAAAGCAAACAUCUCAAUAAUUUAUAAGCUAUGAUCUGCUAAUCAUGAGUUAGUUAAAUUAUUGAAUUUACUUUUCCUUUUUCACUGACAUUCUUAUUUGAUGAUAUAAUCUUUGAUAUUAUUUCACUCAGAGUCCAAACAAUAUCUUUCCUUCUGCAUAUAAUUUUUCCUUUUCACUUCAGAUUAAUUGUUAAACCUUAAUGUGCCAUAUUAAUGAUAAUCACGAGAAAUUUAGAUUUAACCAUUUCAGAUUGGACAUAGACCCAAAAUUUUGCUGAUGAAAACAAUUUAAGUUUUUUAUCUGCCAUCAUCUUCUUGGGGCCAUUUAAUCACCAACGUAAAGAUCUAUUCUUCAUGCAAUUAGAACCAACGAAUUUCCACGAAAACCAUCAGAAGACGAUUGUUUGAAUUUUACAUCCACAAAUUUCUUAUCGAGAUUACGCCUAAUGAAACUUCUAUCUUUAUCAACUAUGGCAGCGUUUUUCAUUGAUAUUCUGUAACAUACUCAUUAUCGCUCACAGUAGUGAUUUUACUUUGUUUUCAUUAUUUUACAACUUUAUUUCUUCCAAUUAAUGUGCUAAUAUUAAUUUAAUGUCCAUGGGUCACUCAAAAAAUGUUGUAGUCAAUCAUUGGUCAUCAGAGUCCAAAUCCUAUCGCCUAUUUGUAAAUUUCACAAAUCUUAACCUUUUUUAAGUUUCAAUAUAGAAAAUGUAAAAUCAUAUAAAUAUUCAAUAUUGAUAAAUCAAUUAAUUAAAUUGGUCUAACUUGAAGAAAGUCACUUUUUUGAAAA